Achroia grisella is the source of this 6603-nucleotide messenger RNA. It is a transcript of the gene Root, whose product is annotated as rootletin. Lineage: Eukaryota; Metazoa; Arthropoda; Insecta; Lepidoptera; Pyralidae. The record is from RefSeq and is a predicted model, not a curated record. The transcript has 38 exons.
AUGAAGGAAGUACCAAAAUCACCCCACUCGGCCAGAUCAAGAGCACCAAUAAAUGCUGAAGGGAUAAAAUGGUGGGACCAGUAUGGAGCAUCUAGUAUACCUAGUACAUCCACCUUUGAUCCAAAUGUUUAUGAACAUGAUAAAACUUUAGCUACCGAUCAUAAUGGUAUAGAAAAAUCCUUCGAAGACAAAUCGACAUGCACCGAUGCACUUAAUGCACAAAGAAAUAUUGCAUUAAAAAUAUUUGAAAAUCCAAUGAACGCUGAUAUUAAAGACCCGAAGGAUAAAGUUUUAAAGAAAUGGAGGGAGCAGCUAUCUAGAGCGAAGUACGAACAAGCAAGAAAAGCAGUCAUUAAUUCACUGAAAGAAAAAUUUAAAGAUGUCCCCCAUUCUAAUAUACGACCUAUAACUGGCGGAUAUAAAACAGAUAAUCGAAAAAUAGUUCCUACGAUUAUUAUAACUGGAGACAAUGUUGAAGGAACAUCAAAUUUGAAUGGGAAUCGAAGUGGCAACACAGACGGAAAUUUGGACUUUGUACGUGGUAGUUCUAGGGUUCAAGUUAGUGAUGAUACUGGCGAGGGUGCCUUGCACGCGAAGAGGCUUCAGAUGGGGCCAGGUGGUGAACUGGCACAGUGGAGGCUUGCUCCUCGUGGCAGUAGGGCGGCGGGCGCGGAGGGCGGACUACGUGGGCUUGGGAAGGAAAACAUGCCGUUGCCUGCAAGGGAAGGACUGACAACACCGCGGAGCGCCCGCGCUCCUGUGGCUAGAAGACCUACAAGUACCCUUCCACAUCAGCGACUUAAAAAGGAGAAAUCUCUGGAUAGUCCUCCGGAGAUGGACUCGCCGGUGGGUAGUACAAGCAGCGAUUUGCGAAGGCAAAACGAGGAGCUCCGUGCACGUCUUGCUGGCGAAGCAGCUGACCAUAAGCGCAGGCUUGAUGCCUACCGUCGCUCUCAGCAAGGGCAAGCAGCAUUGGUAUCGAGGCUUCAGGCAAAGGUGCUUCAAUAUAAACAACGAUGCGCGGAGUUAGAGCAUCAUAUGCUAGAAACGACACCGCGCAGCGAUGUGUAUAGGCAGCCCAGCAAGACUAGUGUCGCGCUCCCGGCGUCGGCCGCUCUGCCCACUCCCUCCAGCUCGGAUUCGCGCAGGGAUGAGCACAUCAACGACUUGGAGACGGCCUUACGUCGGCUUGAUGAGGAGAAACGCAAGUGUGAGAAAUUAGUGGCCCAGAACAACUUGUUGCGAGACCAACUGGAGGAGUCCCAUCAGCUUAAUGAAGCCCUCACUGGGGAUCUUCAGAAGUUGACAAAUGACUGGGAGGCACUGCGUGACGAGAUGGCCAUCAAGGAGGAUGAAUGGAAGGAUGAGGAACAGGCUUUCAAUGACUACUAUUCCAAUGAACACAGCCGACUUCUAAGCCUGUGGCGUGAGGUGGUCUCUGUCAAACGCUUCUUCUCUGAAUUGCAAUCUUCAACCGAACGAGAUCUGUACCGUGUGAAGAACGAUUUAGAUUCGUCUGUUCGUGAGAUGGUUGGCACACUGACUGGGUACUCUAUUAAUGCAUUUGCAGCUCAAGGUACCAAGCCUGAUGUCCACCAUCCGUCAAGCCAGCACCUGCAGCAAGGGCCUAUUACGGGUCUACAAGGCCAGCCGACAACCAACGUUGGUCUUGAAGCACUGCGUGUCGAACUGCGUGACAUGUCGUCCCAACGGGACACAGCCGUCGCUGAACUUCGGGAGCGGGACGCGCGUAUACAGCGGCUGUUGGGAGAGCUACAGGGAUUGGAGGAGCGUUGUGACGCAGCGGAGACGAUGUGUUCAGAGGCGAACGUGAUGCGUUCCGCCCUAGAAGAGGUGGCACGGGCUCUCAUACACGACUCGGAAACUGACGUUACUCCCCCCCACUUGCAUCUAGCUGACAGAUCCCCGAAGCGCAGCGUACCGCAGUCAGCGAAUGCUACCGCGUUUGCAGAAAGCACCAUAUCUGCUGUACAGGCCGCCUUACACAAGUAUCAGAUUCAAAUACACGAGCUACAGGUGAAACUGCAAAACACUAGAGAGCCAAAUUGACUAGAAAACAUUGUGAAUUUUAUAGCUAGUUUAGAAGGAAAAGUUCAAGAUCUGGAAGGUAAAUUGGAUCAAGCCAACGCAGACCUUAACCAGUUAUUGCAGGAGAAGGAGUCUAUGCAAAAGAGUUUGGAAGCACUCAGAAUAGAUAAGAACAAUCUAGAACGGAACAGAGUAGAAAUAAAUGCAAUGGUGGAAUCUCUAACUUCGGAUUAUGAGAAGCUGCAGAAGAUUAACUCGCGUCUUGAAAAAGCUAUAGAGGGACUAGAGAAUGAGAAGAGAGCAUUGAACUCAGAAGUGGACCAAUUACACAGAGAGGCAUCCGCUAGAGAAUCAGUUCUAAGAGCUGAAGAGGAGCGUUCAUCUCGCUUCCGCUCGGAGCUUGUUACAGUCCGCGAGGAGUUGAAUAAGACGGCGCUCUCCCGGGACCUGCUCGAGCAGCAGAAGUUGGAGGCAGACGCUAUCAUAUCGCAAAUGGAGAAGAACAGAAGCGAUCUUGAGCUGGAGUUGGAGCGUAAUAUAAUAGAGAGGGGCGACCUACAGGACCUUGUGGAGAAGCUUGAAGCGGUUGUAAGGAAUCUCGAAUGUGAUAAGAAGAAAUUACUAGAUGAAGUUAAACAUCUGGAAGACGAAAAAUCUUCGCUUUCGAACCAGUCGGCUGAACAACUCGGUGAUCUGAACUCUUUACGUAAGGAGUUGUUAGCAGCCGAACAGAACAGGAUGGAGCUAGAAGCCGACAAAGUAUCGCUGUACGAGAAAAUCAAGUUCCUUGAGAGUGAGAGGGAGAAAGUGGAAUUGGAAUUAAGACAAGUUAUCAGAGAACGCGGUGAGCUGAGUUCACAACUGACUGCAAUGGUUCGCAAGAAGGACACUCUGAACGAGGAAAUCAUACGUUUGCAGCAGCGACUGGAGCAGGCCAAUGAGACUAUUGGUCGCAUCAACCGAGCAUUCGAAGAUCAUGUCAAAGACGGCGAGGAGAAACAGGUCGUCAUAGAUAGCUUGGAUAAAGACAAACAGCAUCUACAAGAACAAUUAGCCGGUGUACGAUCUGAGAAGGACGCUCUGGAGGCAGUGCUGUUUGACACGGCUAAUAUGCUAGAAGACGCAGACAGUAAGAGGAAUAAGCUGGAGCAUGAGUUGCAGGAGAUACUCGUGCAGCAGGAGAACCAUAAAGGCCAAAUUUCCCGUCUAUCGAAAGACUUGGAUAAUUCGGAGAAGAAAUUACGAGACACACGUAACAGCAUGCAGCAACAGUCGGGCAAGAAGGAGGCAGAGUACCAGCAGAUCAUCACGAAUAUCAACCGGACUACAACAGAGAACAUCACUAAACUAAAAGAAGAGAAGGAACAACUACGCCAGGCUCUUGAGCACAAAUUGAACCAGACAAUAGCAACAUUAACGAGUGAGAAGGAAGCAUCGGAUGCGGCUGCGAGGGAGAGAGAGAAGAAACUAUUGGCUUCACGCGAUCAGCUUAUAUUACAGCAUGACGAAGCCUUGCUCCGAGCAGAGAAUGAUAAACAGCAGGCUUUAAUUAUGGCGCACCAGGAGCAGCAGGCGCUGGCGGAGCGGCUGGAGGAGGCGGCGCGCGCGCUGCGCUGCGAGCAGGCGCGCGCCGAGCGCGGCCGCCGCGACGCCGCCGCCCGCGCCGACGGCGACCGCGCGCACCUCGCGCGGCUCAACGACGACCUCGCCACGCUCAAGACCAGGCUCGACGAGGCCAAGGCUACGGCAGAGGACGAUUGCGCGCGCUACGAAAAUCGAAUCAAAGAGCUACAUCUGGAGAAGGAAGCAUGCAACCGCGAAUGCAGUGAGGUGCGCGCUCAGCUUUCGCUGGUAGAGGACAAAUACGACAAUGCGUAUGCGCAGCUGCAGGAUACCAUGAGGAAACUUAAGGAGCUGGAGAACGAGUCGGAGAGCCUGCGCAAGGAGCUGACGGACGUGCGGCGACAGCUGACGGCGUGCUGCGCCGAGCGUGACAAGUACAACGUCACGUGUCGCGACCUGCGCGAACACGUCAAGCGCGCAGAGCACGAGCGACGUGACGCAGCGCGCGCCCGUGACGAGGCCUACCACAAGAUCGCUGGCCUCGAAGAGAACCGCACUUCAUUAGAACUGGAAGUAACGCGCGUACAAGCGCUGCUGAAGGAGGCGGAGUCAGGUGGGGAACACGUGACUCGCGAGCUACGAGCUGCCGAAUGUCAGCUGAAGCGGGAGCGGGCCGCGCUCGAACAGGCGCACCACGACCUCAAGGAGCUACAGUCCAGACUGCAGAACGAGAGCGAGGAACGCGAACGAAUGUCGCAGGAAGCGGCGACGGCGCGUCGACAUGGCGCCGAACUGGAGGCGCUGCUGAGUGCCGCCCGCGCAGACCUCGCCGCCUCCCGACAGCGCGGUGCCGACCUCGAGGAGGCCUGCCGCGCGCGCGAUCAGGAACUGGUGUUGCGUCUUGAAGAUUGUCGCUCUAAAGAACGCCGUCUCGAAGAGCUGAAGCACAAUUUGGAAGUUUGCCUUGCUGAUGCUACCCAACAGAUACAAGAGCUGAAGGCGCGGCUGGGCGGAUGCGAGGGCCGCGGCCGGGCACUGGAGGCGUCGCUGAGCCAGUGCGAGGCCGGCAAGCGCGAGGCGGAGGCGAAGCUGUCGUCGGUGGCGCACGCACUGCGGCGCGUGUGCGGCGUGCAGCCCGACGGCAGCGUGCACGCGGCCGCGCGGCGCCGCCUCGCCAGCCCCGCGCGCCGCUACAGCCCGCACAGAGGUCGUGAUCACUCGGAAGAUCGCAACGAGAUUAUAGAUGUGGAUCCGGAGUUGAUAAAGAAGGGCGUAAGGAAUCUAAUGCACGAAGUCUGCCAGAUUGAACGUGAAAAGGACGACUACAAGUCCCAACUGAAUGUAUUCAAGAAACAGCUAAAAGACGCGACUGAACAGCAAGGCAAGGGCGAAGGCAAGCUGCAGUCGGUAACGAGCAACUUACGCUCCCUGCAGGAGGAGAAGUCUCGCUUACAGACCGCACUCGGACAGAAGGAUGCUCAACUUAAUGCAUUGAACGAGUCAACUCAGACGAAGACUGUUGAGAUCAGCAAUCUAAGAGACAAAAUUACCAGCCUCGAAGCGACCCUCAGUUCCGUUGCAGAGGAGAAAGUACAGAAUGAGAACAAAUCAGAUAGUUUCCGCGUACAAUUGGCCGAGCGUGUACAAGAAGUAGGACAGUUGAGGGAGGCCCUGGCCGCUGCCGAAAGUCGGGCUGCGCGACUGGACGUGCGACGCGCGCAGCUCGAAGGCGACGUGCAGCGUGCCGCCGUCGGAGCACGAGACCGCGACCACGCGCUCAAGAAACUUCAAGAACGCUGCGAUGGAUACGCCCGUACGGUUGCAUCUCUAGAGGACCGGUGUACAUCGCUAAAGGGUACAGUGGAGCAACUAUCGACGUCGCUGCAGAAGGCUGCGAGCGCCGAGAGCGAGCUGCGAGCGGAACUGAGCAAGACUCAGCGGCAACUCACCGAGGCAAAGAACGGUGAACACACAGCCGCUGACAAGCUCAGGCAAUUACAGAAGAGUAUUGCUACAUGUGAAAACGAUAGACGUGUGCUGAGUGAAAAACUGGAGAGCGCGAAGACUGCGCUUGGAGAAAUGAAGCGUCUGAACUCCACCCUCGAGGACCAAGUGCACCGCCUCACAGCACAACUCGCCAACAUCGAGGUGCAGAGGUCAGGCCUCGAAUCCCAAUUGCGUAUGACAACUUGGGACGGCAAGGAGAGUUGCGACAGCGAAUUGGAGCGAGAACUACACAACCUGCAGCGCGAACGAUCCGAAUUCAAGGCCAAGUGUGACGCCCUCACCGACACUGUCAGGAAGUUGGAGGCUGAAAGACGCAUGGUCAGACCUUCGGCACUACGCAGCAAGAGCCAUGACAGGACCGAAAAGAGUGUGUACUACUCAGACUUGGAUUCUGGUCCAGAUUCAACGAAGGAUUCCAUUCGUGGCCCCUCUCAUAUCUGUACGUGCUAUAAAGACUCAGCUGUGAAAGACAAGAGUUACACUGAUGUCAACUUCUUGGAGCUUGAGAAUAGGGAACUGCGAAUGAAGAUCAGGAGACUGGAGAAGGAGCUCGCUGAUAAGGACUCGGAGCUAGCAUUAGCCCGCAGCAGGUGCCUGGGCGACCUGUCCACGUGUUCCCCGAGUCGGCGUAGCGACGUCGACCGUUACCGCCAGGCCGCGCUGCAGGCCGAGAGACUGCUCGAGACGCGGGAGGCCAACCAUCGACAGCAGAUACUGAGGCUCGAGAACCAGGUGAGUCGACUGCGGGCCGCGGACCGACCGUUCGCGGACCGUCUCGCAGGUACGCCCACUACUGUGGCCCGCAGCGGACGAGCCGCGCGCGACGUGCAGCGACUGCGGGCCGCACUCGGAGACUCGCUGCGGACCGUCUCGCAGGAUCCAGCGCUGGACUCGUACACCCUAGAACAUGAAGCAAGGAAACUGGACAGCACGCUAACACACAGUCUGCCGCCGCUGAACGACAGCUACGACUCCUCUAAAUAA